Molecule: messenger RNA, 465 nt
Organism: Chenopodium quinoa (quinoa)
Lineage: Eukaryota; Viridiplantae; Streptophyta; Magnoliopsida; Caryophyllales; Amaranthaceae
Exons: 1
Coding region: 1-465 (154 amino acids)
Molecular function (GO): protein dimerization activity
Source: RefSeq, a predicted model, not a curated record
AUGGCUUGUUUAAGUCCUAAAGAUAACUUCUCAUCCUUUGAUAAAGAUAAGGUACUUAAACUUGCCUCUUUUUAUCCCGAAGAAUUUUCAAGCUUUGAUUUGAUGGCUCUUGAAUAUCAACUUGAUGUAUUCAUGGAGAAUAUGCUAAAUGAUGAAAGAUUUCAAGGUUUAAAUGACCUUAAUUCUCUUUCUAUGAUGCUUGUUAAAACCAAUAAGCAUAAGACUUUUCCUCUUAUUCAUUUGCUUAUCAAGUUGAUGUUGAUUCUUCCCGUUGCCACGGCAAGUGUUGAAAGAGUGUUUUCUGCAAUGACAUGUGUCAAAAACAAGUUGCGAAAUAGCAUGGGUGAUCAACUUAUGAAUGAUUGUUUGGUCACUUUUAUUGAGAAGGAUGUCUUCUUACGAGUUUCCGACGAAAAGAUUAUUGAUCGAUUUCAAAGUAUGAAGACUCGAAGAAUGAACUUGUAA